Chrysoperla carnea is the source of this 2779-nucleotide messenger RNA. Its product is annotated as squamous cell carcinoma antigen recognized by T-cells 3-like. The transcript has 8 exons. Gene Ontology annotation, molecular function: RNA binding; protein binding. Bases 15 to 2675 code for a protein of 886 amino acids. The record is from RefSeq and is a predicted model, not a curated record. NCBI's taxonomy places the organism in Eukaryota, Metazoa, Arthropoda, Insecta, Neuroptera, Chrysopidae. Gene Ontology annotation, biological process: RNA processing.
UUUUCACUUCGUAUAUGGGAAUAAUUUUUUUAGUAAAGAUGUCAAAUUCAAAUGAUGAAGAUAUUUUAUCUGAAGCUGGAAGUAUGGAAGUAAUACCAAAUAAUGAUUCAGCAUCGUCAGAAGAUGAAGAUGACGAAGAAAAGGAGCGUGAAUUAGAAUUACAAGCUGAGGAAUUAGAAAAGAGACUUCAGGAGAAUUAUUAUGAUUAUGCCGCAUAUGAAAAUUUAGUUAAAAUUCGCAGGCAAUUAACUGACAUCGAUGGAUUACGGAAAACAUUUGAAAAAUUCAGUGCAGUGUAUCCAUUAACUGGUGAUUUAUGGCUUUUGUGGAUUAAAAGCGAAAUAGCAAUUGCAAAUUCAGAAACCGAAAUUGAAAAAGUUACUCAACUAUUUGAAAAAGCUGUUCAAGAUUAUUUGUCGGUUAAUGUCUGGUUGGAGUAUGUCCAAUUUGGAUUAAAAAACCCUAAUAUCGAAAAAAUACGCGAAUUAUUUGAACGAGCAAUAAGUGCAGCAGGACUGCAUGUACCACAAGGUAGUCUUAUUUGGGACGCAUAUCGAGAAUUUGAACUUGCUCAUUUAAGUUUGAUAGCUGAUGUUCAAUCCGAAGAAUGGUUAAUACAAGCUCAUCGUGUAGCUUCCAUAUUCAAACGACAACUUUCAGUUCCAUUGAGUGACAUGGAAGUAACUUACGAAGAAUUACAGAAUUGGAUUAAAGAACUACCACGAAAAGAUGAAGUUAUCACAAAGUUAUCAGAUUAUGAAUAUAUAUACGAAAAAUCGCAAAGAGAUUUUAAAAAAAUCUCACCGUAUGAAGAGGAUGUAAUGAAUGCGAAAAAUGAUAUAGAAAAAUUGGAUUAUUAUGAAAAGUAUAUAGAUUAUGAAGGUUCAUAUCCAAAUCGUGUUAAUAUUCUGUAUGAAAGGGCUGUAAAUGAUGUUCCAUUAAAUGCAGAAUUUUGGUUAAAAUAUUGUAAACAUACUGUAAACUUAGGUACAGAAUCAUUAGCAUUAAAUGUAUGUAAACGUUCUGUUCGUAAUUGUUCGUGGAAUUCUAGUCUUUGGGUUUAUUUUUUACAAACAUUAGAGUAUUUUGAAAAAGACCACGAUACGAUAACAAAAGAAUUCGAAUUGGGUCUUGUAGCUUGUAGUCAUGAUGCAAGAUCCCAGCUUUUACUAUGGUUAUGUUAUUUGGAACAUUGUAAGCGAGCAGUCUCCUCAUAUUUAUCGAAAAUUUCUGAAUCGGCAGAUGGAAAUGCAAUGGAAACUGAUACGAAAAAAGUUGAAUUGAAUGAAGACUACUUACGUAGUGUAUUUACGAAAGCAAAUACGCAUUUAUACGAAACUUGGGGUGCGCAAGGCGAUCCAAACUGUUCAAUUUCACAGUUUUGGGCAAGAAUUGAAGGCUCUAUAUUUAAAGACAUGGAAGCUGCCAGGAAAAUAUGGACUGAUAUUAUAAAAUAUGGUCCUAAAGAUACGGCAGAUCUAUGGUUAGAAUUUUUAAAUUUAGAAAUUCGAUUUGGUGAUGCUAAACAUGUUCGUCGAGCUCAUCUUCGGGCAUUAAAUGCUACUAAGGAUUGGCCGAAUAAAAUUGCUGAUUCGUGGUUAAAUUAUGAACGUGAAUGCGGAACAAUACAAACAAUAAUGGAAUGUAAUGGUAAAUGCUUUGAAGUUAUAGAAAAAUGGAAGAAAGUUAAACUUGAACGACAAACCUACGAUGAAAUAAAAUCAUAUGAAAAACAAAAAACUAUAAAAAAUAAUCAAAACUAUGAAAAAAAACAUGAUAAAAAUGACAAUCGUAACACAGAUAGAAAACGUAAAUCUGAGUAUAAAGAACCCGAAGAACGUGUAACUAAAAAAACUAAAUCAAUUGAAAGUGAAUUAAAUGCCAUAUCGAAAUUAAACAUGGAGGAAAAAAGUGCGGAAAAACAAAAUCAAAGAAAUGAUAAAGGAUAUCAACCACCAGUUGAAAUGGAUCCAGAAACAGAAAGUCGUACAGUAUUUGUGAGUAAUUUAGAUUAUGCUGUUGAUGAAGAUCGAUUAACGCAAUUUUUCGGUACAGUGAAAAGUUUGCGAUUGGUUAAAGAUUUCAAAGGACGAAGUAAAGGUUUUGGUUAUGUAGAAUUGAACUCUGCGAAAGAAGUUGACGAAGUUUUGAAAAGAGACAGAGAAAGAUUAGACGAUCGUCCUGUAUUUAUUUCACGCUGUAAAACUGCAAAAGAGAAACGCGAACAAGCAUUUAAAUAUUCCACAACCAGAGAACAACAUAAAUUAUUUGUUAAAGGUUUACCUUUGAAGAUAACACAAGAAGAAAUAGAAAAAAUUUUCGCACCACAUGGUAAAAUAAAAGAUAUUCGAAUGGUAUGCUAUCGAAACGGUCAUUUUAAAGGUAUAGCGUAUGUUGAAUUCGAACAAGUAGCAGAUGCUUCACGGGCUUUAAUUAAAACGGACAAUACUGAAAUUGAUGGACAUGUUAUUAGUGUGGCUAUUAGUGCUCCACCACAAAGAAAUUUGAAAGAUGCUGGUGAUACUGGAUAUAAAGAACCUGGUAUAAGGAAAAGUCGAAUACAAAUACCGCUCGUACCCACGAUCGUGCAAAAGAAAGUGGUACAAAGUUCAACGAAUGAUACCGAAAAUAAACCAAAGUCAAAUGAUGAUUUUCGUAAAAUGUUACUAAAAUAAUAAAAAUUAAAUAACUUUUGUUAAUUAUCCAAUAUUUAUAUAAUUUCUUUUUUUUUUUUGUGUUUUUAUUAAAUAAAAGAGUAUUUUGUUUAUUUAAUUAUUAA